Messenger RNA from Sesamum indicum (sesame), 1910 nucleotides. RefSeq names its product asparagine--tRNA ligase, cytoplasmic 3. Gene Ontology annotation, cellular component: mitochondrion. Gene Ontology annotation, molecular function: asparagine-tRNA ligase activity; ATP binding; nucleic acid binding. Gene Ontology annotation, biological process: asparaginyl-tRNA aminoacylation. The record is from RefSeq and is a predicted model, not a curated record. Lineage: Eukaryota; Viridiplantae; Streptophyta; Magnoliopsida; Lamiales; Pedaliaceae.
AUGUCUGUGGAUUCUGCGCCGCCGGCGUUGGAUGGCCUCACUCUGACCGAAUCCGUACAGGAGGCGCAAUUCUCUCAACGUGUCCCGAUCCAGUCUAUCUUGGGCCGCUCCGACAAGGGCGCCGGGUUGGCCGGCCAGAAGGUCCGGAUUGGCGGAUGGGUCAAGACUGGGCGCGAGGCGGAUAAGGGUAGAUUCGCCUUUCUCGAGGUGAAUGAUGGGUCUUGCCCGGGGAAUUUGCAGGUGAUUGUAAAAGCCGAGCUUUACAAGCUGAGCGACGUCGUUUCCACCGGGACCUGCGUCCAUGUGGAGGGAUUGCUGAAGUCGCCGCCGGAAGGUGUGAAGCAGAGGAUUGAGCUCGAGGUGGAGAGGGUUAUUGAUGUCGGGACUGUGGAUGCCGCCAAGUAUCCGUUGCCGAAGACGAAAUUGACGCUUGAGUUUCUCAGGGAUGUUGUGCACCUUCGCUCCAGGACCAAUACUAUUUCUGCAGUUGCUAGAAUCCGAAAUGCCUUGGCAUAUGCUACUCACACAUUUUUCCAGAAGCAUGGUUUCCUUUAUGUGCAUACUCCUAUUAUCACAACCAGUGAUUGUGAGGGUGCUGGGGAGAUGUUUCAAGUCACAACAAUAAUCAGUGAGGCAGAAAAAUUAGAAAAGGAGCUAAAAGAGAACCCUCCUCCUUCAGAAUCUGACGUAGACGCUGCUGAACUUGUUGUCAAGGAGAAAGGGGAAGCAGUAGCCAAGCUUAAGUCUGCUAAAGCAAGAAAGGAGGAAAUUGUUGCUGCUGUUGCUGAGCUUACGAAGGCUAAGGAGAACCUCUCAAAGCUACAAGAAAGAUAUAAGUUGGCGGAGAGAUGUAAGCUUGGUGGUGGCAUUCCAAAGAAGGAUGGAAAAAUUGAUUAUGCUGAGGACUUUUUCGCCAGGCAAGCAUUUUUAACUGUAUCAGGACAACUGCAGGUUGAAACAUAUGCUUGUGCGCUCAGUAGUGUGUAUACCUUUGGGCCAACAUUUCGAGCAGAAAACUCGCAUACUUCAAGACAUCUUGCUGAAUUCUGGAUGGUGGAACCUGAGAUAGCAUUUGCUGAUAUACAGGAUGAUAUGAACUGUGCGGAAGCAUAUGUCAGGUUUCUUUGUCAGUGGUUGCUUGACCAUUGCUAUGAUGAUAUGGAGUUCAUGACCAAAUUUAUUGAUAAAACUGCCAUCCAACGACUUGAAAUGGUGGCAAAAUCCAAGUUUCACAGAGUCACUUACACUGAGGCAGUUGCCAUUCUUGAGGAAGCAGCAAAAGUGAGGAAAUUUGAGAAUAAAGUAGAAUGGGGGAUUGAUUUAGCUUCUGAACAUGAAAGAUACCUGACUGAAGAGAAGUUCAAAGCACCUGUUAUUGUCUAUAACUAUCCAAAAGCAAUCAAAGCUUUCUAUAUGAAGGUCAAUGAAGACAAUAAAACUGUUGCAGCAAUGGAUGUGCUUGUACCUAAGGUGGGGGAACUUAUUGGCGGUAGCCAAAGGGAAGAGAAUUAUGAGGUUCUGAAGCAAAGGAUAUUGGACAUGGGUCUUCCUCUUGAGCCAUAUGAGUGGUAUCUUGACCUUCGACGAUAUGGGACGGUGAAGCACAGUGGGUUUGGCCUUGGGUUUGAACGGAUGAUUCUCUUUGCUACAGGCAUAGAGAACAUAAGAGAUGUCAUUCCUUUCCCCAGAUACCCUGGGAGAGCAGAUCUUUGAAAUCCGCAUUUGUCACUUGUGAAAUCUUAGCACUAAAUAUUAGUCUUACAACCUUGCAUUGUGGAAACAGUCUAUACACCACAAGGUUUUGAAUAUGGAAAUCAUGAUAGAAAUCUGUUUAAAGUCUUAUAACGGACCCCGUUGCCUUUGGGGUUUUUUCUUAAUGAUUGUUUUCUAUUUCAAAGUCCAAUCUUAAA